AUGGCUCAGCCACUCCAUCCUUACCUCUACGCCUUAAAAACGUUCCGUAGCACACCAAAAGUCGCAGCAAAGAUGCUUCGUACGGUAAUUAUUCUGGGCUUCUGCUUAGCGGUGGCCACAGCCGAGAUGUGGGCCGUUGGGGUCGCCGGAAAGCUGGCUUGUAAUGGAAAGCCCUAUAAAGAUGCCAAGAUCAAGCUCUAUGAUAACGACCACUGUAAG
Messenger RNA from Mesorhabditis spiculigera, 219 nucleotides. Lineage: Eukaryota; Metazoa; Nematoda; Chromadorea; Rhabditida; Rhabditidae. The record is from the annotation of a GenBank genome assembly.